Molecule: messenger RNA, 2313 nt
Organism: Drosophila ficusphila
Lineage: Eukaryota; Metazoa; Arthropoda; Insecta; Diptera; Drosophilidae
Gene: Lgr3
Product: relaxin receptor 2
Exons: 9
Coding region: 1-2313 (770 amino acids)
Biological process (GO): G protein-coupled receptor signaling pathway
Cellular component (GO): membrane
Molecular function (GO): protein binding; G protein-coupled receptor activity
Source: RefSeq, a predicted model, not a curated record
AUGGUCUACGGGAGGAGCAUCGCCGUGGGCGUCUGCCUGAUGACCGUCGUCCUGUUUCUGGCCGCCGUGAUAUUCUACUUGAGUAUGGGUCCCUGCCCCACGGGCAGCUUCGCCUGCGACAACGGCACGCUGUGCGUUCCGAGGCGCCAGAUGUGCGACAGUCGGCCAGACUGCGCCGACAGCAGCGACGAACAUCCUGUGGAGUGCGGCCUGCUCUACGGCAGCAAGGAGAUUGCCGACAAGAUUGUGCGUAAUGCGAUUGAAAAGAAGCAACAGCGCCUAAUCUCCGCCACCGCUUCGAAUGCGAGCGGCGUGGAUUUAGCACCGCCGGCGGUGCCAAGAAAUCAGAGCCUAACUUUAAACAUGACUUGUGAUAUCGUCACAUAUCCGAAGACCUGUCAGUGCGGCCAGGGAACAAUCCUCUACUGCGGUCGCUAUGCCAAGUUGCGUAGAUUUCCCCGGACGAGUUCCGAGGUCACCAAUCUGAUCAUCAUCCGCAACAAUCUGACUUUGAGAGAAAAUAUCUUUGCCAACUUGACGCGUCUGCAGAAGCUAACGCUCAAGUACAACAACAUAUCACGUGUCCCGCUGGGCAGCUUCAGCGGAUUGGUUCACCUGGAGCGCCUGGAGCUGAGCCACAACAACAUCAGCCACCUGCCCCACGGAACUUUCGUGGGGCUGCACAGCCUCCAGUGGCUGUUCCUGGUGAACAACCACCUGCACCGUUUGCCCGUGGAGCAGCUGGUGCUCCUCCGCCGUUUGGAGUGGUUGGUUUUGAGCAGGAAUCGCCUCACACUGCGAAAUGUGCAGCUGCCGAAAAUCCCGUCGCUCUACGAAGUUUAUUUGGAUUUCAAUCGAAUCGAAUACAUCGGCGAGGAAACUUUCUCCCAAUUGGAUAAUUUACAUUUGCUAGAUCUGCAGAAUAACCUCAUCACCCACAUCCAUGGAAGGGCUUUUGCGAAUCUAACCAGUUUGCGGGAUAUCCGCCUUGUCGGUAAUCCCAUUAAGGAGUUAUCUGGCGAAACAUUUCUGCACAACACUCGACUGGAGGCACUUUCCCUGGCUCAGAUGCCCAUACACAUCCAUCGCAGCUUGAUGGAGCCUCUGAACAUCUCGUUCCUGAAUCUCUCGGGAAUUCGAUAUGAUCACAUUGACUUUGCGGCCAUUAACUCGAUGCGUAACCUUACGUACAUCAUCUACGAUCGCUUCUUUUACUGCUCGAUGACGCCGCGGGUGAGGAUGUGCAAGCCUUCCACCGAUGGAGUAAGCUCCUUCCAAGAUCUCUUGAGCAAGCCGGUCCUCCGAUAUUCCGCCUGGGUGAUGGCCACCCUGACCAUAGCCGGUAAUGUUUUGGUCCUUUGGGGACGCUUUAUCUAUCGGGAUGAGAACGUGGCCGUCACAAUGGUGAUUCGGAAUCUGGCCCUCGCCGACAUGCUGAUGGGUUUCUAUCUGGUCACCAUUGGGGUUCAGGACUACCGCUACCGGAACGAGUAUUACAAGGUUGUGCUGGAUUGGAUCAGCUCGUGGCAAUGCACUGUAAUUGGAACCCUGGCCGUGAGCUCCUCGGAGGUUUCAAUGCUCAUCCUAGCCUUCAUGUCGCUGGAACGCUUUCUGCUAAUUGCUGAUCCCUUCCGAGGCCAUCGCAGCAUCGGAAGUCGGGUGAUGUGGCUGGCCCUGAUCUGCAUUUGGAUUACGGGAGUGGGUCUGGCUGUAGUUCCGGUGCUCUUGUGGCGAACGAGCACCUUGCCCUACUAUGGAUCGUAUUCUGGCACCUGUUUCCCUUUGCACAUCCAUGAGCCCUUUCCCUUGGGAUGGCUUUACUCGGCAUUUGUAUUUCUGGGCGUCAACCUGUUGCUGCUGGUAAUGAUUGCGAUGCUCUACACGGCACUCCUCAUCUCUAUAUGGCGGACACGGAGUGCAACUCCGUUGACUCUCUUGGAUUGCGAGUUCGCAGUGAGGUUCUUCUUCAUUGUGCUGACCGAUUUUUUGUGCUGGGUGCCCAUCAUUGUCAUGAAGAUCUGGGUGUUCUUCAACUACAACAUCUCUGACGACAUCUACGCCUGGUUGGUGGUCUUCGUGCUGCCCUUGAACUCGGCGGUUAAUCCACUUUUGUACACCUUUACCACGCCAAAGUAUAGGAAUCAAAUAUUCCUGCGUGGCUGGAAGAAGAUUACCUCAAGGAAGCGAGCGGAGGCAGGCAAUGGUAAUGUGGCCACCACCACGACUGGCACGGGCACAGGAUCCUCUCAGCAUCCUGAUGAUUCCACGGCGUUGGCCAAAGCCAUGCCGCUCGCUCUUACGCUGUCAAACUAA